Cladophialophora psammophila CBS 110553 is the source of this 1254-nucleotide messenger RNA. RefSeq names its product phosphoglycerate kinase. The transcript has 2 exons. Gene Ontology annotation, biological process: glycolytic process; gluconeogenesis. The coding region runs from base 1 to 1254 and encodes 417 amino acids. Gene Ontology annotation, cellular component: cytosol. The record is from RefSeq and is a predicted model, not a curated record. Gene Ontology annotation, molecular function: ATP binding; phosphoglycerate kinase activity; ADP binding. NCBI's taxonomy places the organism in Eukaryota, Fungi, Ascomycota, Eurotiomycetes, Chaetothyriales, Herpotrichiellaceae.
AUGUCUCUGUCCAACAAGCUCGCCAUCACCGACGUUGACCUCAAGGACAAGCGCGUCUUGAUCCGAGUCGACUUCAAUGUCCCGCUUGACGCCAACAAGAAGGUCACCAACAACCAGAGAAUAGUUGGUGCUCUCCCUACCAUCAAAUACGCCAUCGAACAUGGAGCCAAAGCUGUCAUCCUCAUGUCUCACCUCGGACGCCCGGAUGGGAAGAAGAACCCCAAAUACAGUUUGAAGCCUGUCGUCCCCGAGCUCGAGAAGCUCCUUGGCAAGAGUGUCAUUUUUACCGACGACUGCGUUGGGCCCGAGGUCGAGGAGGUCGUCAAUAAAGCUUCCGGUGGCCAAGUGAUCCUGCUUGAAAACCUGCGCUUCCACAUCGAGGAAGAAGGAAGCUCCAAAGACAAGGACGGCAACAAAGUCAAAGCUGACAAAAACGAUGUCGCCAACUUCCGGAAGGGCCUGACUGCGCUGGGUGAUGUAUACAUCAACGACGCCUUCGGAACCGCUCAUCGAGCUCACAGCUCCAUGGUCGGCGUCGAGCUGCCUGAGAAGGCAUCUGGUUUUCUGAUGAAGAAAGAGCUCGAUUACUUCGCCCAAGCGCUCGAGAACCCCAAACGACCAUUCCUCGCCAUUCUCGGUGGCGCAAAGGUUUCGGACAAGAUCCAAUUGAUCGACAACCUGCUUGGCAAGGUCAACAUCCUGAUCAUCUGCGGCGGGAUGGCCUUCACGUUCAAAAAGACCCUGGAAGGCGUCAGGAUUGGCAACAGCCUGUUCGAUCAAGCCGGAAGCACAAAAUGUGCCGAACUGAUGGAAAAGGCCAAGCAGAACGACGUCAAGAUCGUCCUUCCCUGCGACUACAUCACUGCAGACAAAUUCGACAAGGACGCUAACACCAGCACCGCGACGGAUGCUGAGGGUAUUCCUGAUGGAUGGAUGGGUCUUGACUGCGGCGAAAAGAGCAUCGAACUGUAUAAGCAAGCUAUCGACAAGGCGCAGACGAUUCUGUGGAACGGUCCUCCUGGGGUCUUCGAAUUCGAUAAGUUCGCCGACGGCACCAAACAGACCUUGGAUGCCUGCGUGAAAGCAGCUCAAGCCGGGAAGAUUGUCAUCAUUGGUGGAGGAGACACAGCAACUGUUGCGGCGAAGUAUGGAGUGGAGGACAAAUUGAGCCAUGUGUCAACCGGAGGUGGUGCAAGCUUGGAGCUGCUCGAGGGCAAAGCUCUGCCCGGUGUGGUUGCCUUGUCUAGUAAGUAG